AUGUUUUCCAUACGUGUAGGAGGCCCGUCAGAUAGCGACGAGCUCUAUCAGAGAACUCUCGAACUACUGGAAUACCAUGGAGUUCCAGGCGACCAGACGCAGAUGUCCCCUUCCACCUUCCUGCAGCUUCAAAAGGAGGACUUUCUGCAAAUCCUCGUGUUGACCUGCAUCGAUCCAUCUCACGAGGCUUCUCCCAAGCUGGUCGGUUAUGCCUCCUUUAUGUCAGAAUUUGACAUGCUAUUCGGGGGCCAUGGUCUUCUACUGGACCACUUUUUCAUCCAAGAGGCCUACCGCGGCAAGGGCCAGGGCCGGCGCUUGUUAAAGGCCGUCUGUGAGGCAGCCCAAUUCCAGCAAGCCAAGUAUUUGAAGCUGUACUUCAAGGACGGCCUCCGGCUGGACAAAUUCUACGAACACUUUGGUUUCAGUAAUCUCACCAAAUCGCCUCCCUACAUGCACUACUUUGAGAUCUACGGCCACAAGGAGAUACAGCGCUGUCUGCGUAUUAAGAUGAAGAAGGUGGUCAGCAAUGCCUGUAGAAAGUCCCGAAUUGAGAAGGGUGCGGACCUCGGGACGGGGAACCUGGCCUGGCAAUUUGAGUUGCCUUCGCGCUUGCAGGAGGACGAGGAUUCUAGCGCCGGGCCCUGCUACCUCCUCUCCUUUAAGCUGCCUCACCCCAUCGAAAAGGCAUCACACAGUCCCCCAGACGGUGUCCUGAUUAUUCUUCUUCGGGCUCCCGGCGGUGAUUCAAGAAUUUCCACUCUACAGGACGUGCUGGAUGCGGUGAAUUUGCCAAUUCACAGUGGACCGGAAGUGCUGUGGAGCCGAGUGGCCAAAUCGAAACUCUACCUCCUCAAUGGGGUGCGGUGUUGCGCGUUUGUUGAAAAGCCCGCCUUCUGUGGAUGGUUGGGCAAGAUGGUGACCUUCUGUGACUUUGUAGGCGACUUGAGUAUCCUCUGUGAGGAGGUCUUUGUGGAUCGAGUGAAGCACUGGGCGCUACGCUGGUCGGAACUGAUGGGAGUCAACUUUGAAGUGCCCGUGCCCGAUCCACAGAACCAUGACCACUACGCCGGCCAGUCUUAUCGUCCCCUGCUGAAGAUUUUGCGCAAUCUCAGAGUAUCAGACAGCUCCCAGCGCGAUGGCUGGAAUGCAGCGUUGCUUGAAGAGGAGGAUUUGCAGGCGAUCUUGAUGGGUCCAGGCGACCGAAGUCAGCAAUGA
Dibothriocephalus latus is the source of this 1215-nucleotide messenger RNA. NCBI's taxonomy places the organism in Eukaryota, Metazoa, Platyhelminthes, Cestoda, Diphyllobothriidea, Diphyllobothriidae. The record is from the annotation of a GenBank genome assembly.